CCGUUGUACUUCCGCUCCGGAAACAUUGGGCCAGACGGAUUGGAUUAAUAAAGAAGACUUAAAUAUUUAAAUAACCAUCUCGCAUUUGCGGGUUAUUUGUUUGUUAAUAAUCGUUUGAAGCCAAUUUUUUAAAGUAGUAAACGGUAACGAAACCGGCAAAAACCAAAAUGAGUUACCUUAUUCUUCCACAAAAUGGAGUCGUGGACGGACAAACGCACUACAGCCCGGAGAUUGCAGCACCAGAAAUACCAAUGAACUCCCCAAUGGGAUCUCUUCACCGAAACUUAAUGAAACGUCCGAAGGAUCUGCAAGUAGCAACGAAUGGAUACGUUGGAAAAAACCUUUCAGACAACAGCGCAGACGACGGCGGGUCUCUGCCGUGCACCCCGGAGAUGCCAACGGACAGCCACCCCGCCACACCGGGCGGCCAUGCGGGGGACGAAGCGCUGGACAACGACACGAAGGAGCUUAUUAGCAGUUUCCUAAGAGACUUUACGGGACUUCCUAAACAACGGCGGAAUCAAACUAAAGCUCUGUCUACCAUGAAAAGGGUGGUGGAGGACGUUUUGUCGAAACACAGAUACGCUUACAAUGGUAUGAUGAAUAAGCUUUGUUUAGAUGAAGUACCGGACAACAUGGGAUUUGUGAGUUCAGUCGCCACGAGCCUCUUUUCAGACGGAACCACGAAUUGGGGCCGGAUAGUGAGCCUGGUGGCCUUCGGGGCUGUGGUGUGUCAGCACCUGAAGGAGAAAGGCAGAGAGAACUGCGUGGAGCUGGUGAGCCAAGAGAUCUCCACAUACCUGCUGCAAAAUCAGAGGGACUGGCUAGUAAAGAACAAUUCAUGGAAUGGAUUUGUGGAGUUCUUCAGAGUAGAAGAUCCUGAAGCAACAAUGAGGAACACUCUCAUGGCUUUUGUUGGAGUGGCUGGUAUUGGGGCAACAUUGGCCUUUCUGAUCAGGUGAAAUUGUUGGACUCUUGGACUGAUCUCUGGGCUGUUAAGGACUGAGAAAGACAGACUGUUAUCAGCAUCUCACCAUGUGUGGCUUUUUUUUUUUGUCAGUCACCUUUUAGCCACGUGUAUUUUUCUGUAAAUGUUCUGUUUAUAAAGCUUUAUUUAAUAUACAAAUUUAUUUUUCUAAUUAAACAUUUGUAUGCGAGGAGAAUGUAGCUGAUUUAAUUUAAACAUUUUUGGGGGAGGGGGGGGGGUUGUUUAAGAGUUUUAGUCGUUAUCAUGUCAAAGUUUUCCAGGCCAAUUGAGGUCAGGCCGUCUUUAUUUCUUUAACAUGUUGCAAAAUGAACCCACAUUGGAUCUUUCACAAAAGUCAGGUUGUAGGUAAUGAUUUGCACAUAUGUCACUCUUUAAAAGCAAAUUUCUUACUAUUUAGUUGUAAAUAAAUAAAUUUGAAUACAUUG
Molecule: messenger RNA, 1413 nt
Organism: Cyprinodon variegatus (sheepshead minnow)
Lineage: Eukaryota; Metazoa; Chordata; Actinopteri; Cyprinodontiformes; Cyprinodontidae
Gene: mcl1b
Product: induced myeloid leukemia cell differentiation protein Mcl-1-like
Exons: 3
Coding region: 168-962 (264 amino acids)
Biological process (GO): release of cytochrome c from mitochondria; positive regulation of apoptotic process; intrinsic apoptotic signaling pathway in response to DNA damage
Cellular component (GO): mitochondrial outer membrane
Molecular function (GO): protein heterodimerization activity; channel activity; protein homodimerization activity
Source: RefSeq, a predicted model, not a curated record